This is a messenger RNA of Postia placenta MAD-698-R-SB12, 2493 nucleotides long. RefSeq lists its product as hypothetical. The transcript has 6 exons. Lineage: Eukaryota; Fungi; Basidiomycota; Agaricomycetes; Polyporales; Adustoporiaceae. The record is from RefSeq and is a predicted model, not a curated record. The coding region runs from base 1 to 2493 and encodes 830 amino acids.
AUGGUUCUUGAUGUUUCGAACUCGUACCUAUCUAAAAAGGGAAAAACCAGAAACGAUUGCGCAAUCUACUUCAACAAUGAAUGCGGGAACGCGCUGAGGAUUACGGGAGAUGAGGCGCCAAAGAACAAAGCCUCCAAGAAGGAUGCAGUGCCUGAGAAGGAUGCGAUGCCCGAGAAUAAGAGCCCUUGGCUCGGACGUCGGUCGUGGGGAGAAAUGGUCUCGGUGAUAGAGGUCAAGGCCGUGCCUUCGUCCCCCGCAUUCUCAUUCCUCAAGCCCGAGGCCAAAUUUAAACCGAAACAAGAAGAGCCCUUCAUUCGUGCUAAACUCGAAGGAGGCUCGGCAGCUCUCCAUCAGUUCGCCGAGCAUAUUUCCCAGACAUUUGCACGCCAGCACCGCACGCACAUCCACGCACUUUACGUCUUCAUGGACCAAGCUCGUAUCUGCUUGUUUGACCGCUCCGGGGCUCUCGUCUCCAAGCCCUUCUACUACGGGACGCAGAAGGCCGGCCCAACGUUCCGACGGUUCUUUUACCGUCUUGCCGGCAUGACCCCCGAGGAGCUCGGCUAUGACCCUAACGCCACUCGUGCUGAAUCGCAAAAGAUCGAGGAGUUGCGGCAGUGGGCGGCCACUCUGUCGGGAUAUCAGCGCAAAGUGGCAUAUGAAGCGCUGUGCUUCCCCGACCUGCAGUCAAAUGAGACUGUGUCGGAGGCGGACGAGACUGCGUCAGAGGCAGACGGGGCUACGCCAAAGAGGAUGACCAUACCUGCAGAAUGGCCUAUUCACAAAGUGGUGUUGGAAGCCCAGCCGUUAGAUGGUGAAAGGCAGUUGGACAGUAAACCCCUUGCCUCCGUGACGGUCUACAUCGGCAAACCAUCGUUCACCAUUCGCUUGUUGUUCGCUCGCAGUACUCGAGGCUAUAAUGCCAUCCAGGAAGUCGACCCGCAUGCAGAAAACCUCAGGGAUAAGUAUAAGCUCCGGUAUAUGAAGGACUACUGGCAUAUCGUCCGCGAUCGAGUGCGCCUGGAGCAUCAAGUUUAUCUUCGUUUUGCAGAAAAGCAAGUCUUGAGAACCAAUCUUCUCACGUGCUUGGCCGGAGGGGAUGUCAAAGGCAGAGAGGGCAGAUGCCAAGAGACGCGAGCAAGUUCCCACAGGCCGCAGAAGAAGGCCCACGACGCAGAACAGGAUGAUCACGACAUGGAAAUGGAAGACCAAGCCUGUGAGAAGGAUGCCACGGGGAAUGCCUACGAUAACGAGGAGGACUUGGAAAGCGAGGAGGACUUGGAAAGCGAGGUAGAGAGUAGUAAUCCAUACCCGAGGAAUCCCACCAUCCGCCGGCAUUAUCAGAUUCUCCUCCAGGAGGUGUGCCAACCUCUCUCAGAUUUCGAGGACUUCUCCGAGUUGUGUCGGAUACUUGCUGGCGCUUUGAGGGGGCACGAAGAGGCGUGGCGCGCAGGGGUCCUCCAUUGCGAUAUCAGCUACAACAAUAUACUCAUCUACGAUGGGACGGACGACCAGGGCAAUCACGUCCGAACGGGGAAGCUAGUUGACUGGGACCUGGCCAAGUACGCGGAGGACAUGAACCAGCCCGCGCGCAAUCCCUACAUAACGGGAACGUGGUUCUUCCGUUCUGCAAUAUCGCAGAAGUACCCAGAUCGGUCGUAUGGCCCCUCUGACGACAUUGAAUCCUUCGUCCACGUCGAGCAUUAUGUCGUCGCGCGUUUCCAUCAGAGUGACGCCACAAAGACCCUCGGCAGCUUCAUUAGCCCAUACAAACAAUACGAGAAGGUUGGUGACGUCGUGGUUGGUGGCGCCAGGAAGUUCAGCGCCAUGUGCAAGGUGGACCCCCCCAUCGUUCCUGAGGGGAAUUGGAGCCUCGCAGAGCAGCUCUACGCACUGCAGCAACUAUGCUCUGCUCAUUACAAGAUGUUCCUCAAGGAGUCAAAGCCUGAGGAUCCUCCGCUAGUUCGCGAUCCGCAGCCAGAGUACAAGCUCAAAGAUCACCAAGCCCUCCUGAAACAUUUCGAUGAAUGGGGUUGCAAAAGCAAGUGGGACUCCACGCACCUCAAGCGCAGCGAGGACCUUUUCCUGCCGCAAAGGAGAACAGCUACUCUUACUCAGUGGCUCAUCGUCCGAGCGACUACAGACGAGAAGGGAUUCAAGCCUACAAGGGAAUGCAAGAGCCAGACUCUUCCCGCCGGUCUCCCGCACGGACACCCCGAGUCCGCGGUGUUUGAGUCCGCGGCGUUCACUUCAGAAUGCGCCACACUUGCCCGGCAACUGCGCGCAUCGUGUCGCGCUACUCCCGCUCCUACCUCCGCGUUACCGAGCAGCGCAACCGCCACGCCAUGGUCGCCGCCUGCGCUCACGCCAGGGACGGUGAGAGAGAAGCAAGCGCGGAUGCAAGAGCACAGACAGCUUCUGGAACAUGGCGACGCCCUUGCGCACGUUGGCCAGUGCGACGUCCUGAGGGGUGCACACGACGAUGGCGCUUGA